AUGAAAAAAGUAGUAGGCGAGAACAAUGUUAGUACUGAUGAAGCAGAAUUGAAAGCCCAAUCAGAUUCAUUCUUUAGCACUCAUCAUCCACCCGAUCCUUUGAAACAGAAACCAAAAGCAUUAGUGUAUCCGCUGUCAACAGAAGAGGUUGCUGAACUAGUGAAAAUUGCCCAUGAGUAUCGGGUACCUGUGAUUGCAACUUCCGGAUUUACUUCACUUGAAGGCCAGGCAAUGCACACAAGAGGACCCAAUAGCAUUGCUAUCUCCUUUGCCAACAUGCACAAAAUCUUGAAAAUACACCCAGAAGAUCUUGACAUGACGGUAGAAGCUGGUACAAGUUGGCAAGAUAUUGAUCAAUAUCUUUUAAGCAAUGACGAUACCAGCCAUUUGAUGUUUGGUCCCGACCCAGGAAUGGGUGCUUGCAUUGCAGGGAUGGUUUCGACUUCAGCUAGUGGCACCAAUGCAUACAAAUAUGGAACCCAUGAAAGAAAAUGUCGUCAACUUGACGGUGGUUUUGGCCGAUGGAACUAUUAUCAAAACCAAGCAACGGCCUCGCAAAACCAGUGCCGGUUACGACAUCACCAGGCUCUUUAUUGGAGCCGAGGGCACACUAGGAAUCAUCACUGA
Molecule: messenger RNA, 627 nt
Organism: Meyerozyma guilliermondii ATCC 6260
Lineage: Eukaryota; Fungi; Ascomycota; Pichiomycetes; Serinales; Debaryomycetaceae
Product: FAD-binding oxidoreductase
Exons: 1
Coding region: 1-627 (208 amino acids)
Biological process (GO): lactate catabolic process
Cellular component (GO): mitochondrion
Molecular function (GO): D-lactate dehydrogenase (NAD+) activity; D-lactate dehydrogenase (cytochrome) activity; FAD binding
Source: RefSeq, a predicted model, not a curated record